AUGGCGGAGGCGUUGGAAGAAGCAAAGGAUGCGGCCAAUGGCCUCAAGGUCGUCAAGGACUUGUUCUCCGGAGCCGUUGGUGGCGUUGCGCAGGUGUUGAUUGGCCAACCAUUCGACAUCGUCAAGGUGCGAUUACAGACGACGACUCAAUACAAGGGCGCUCUCGACUGCGCAUCCCAAAUCCUCAAGAAUGAAGGCGCAACAGCCUUCUACAAAGGCACACUCACUCCGUUGAUCGGCAUUGGCGCAUGUGUCUCCGUCCAGUUCGCAGGAUUCAACUACGCCAAACGAGCCUUCGAAGCCCAGAAUGCCGCGAAACUGCACAAGUCCGUCGACCAGCUAGACAAAGAACCCCAACCCCUAAGCUACGGCCAAUACUACGCCGCCGGAGCCUUCGCAGGUCUCGCCAACACCAUCCUCUCCUCCCCGAUCGAGCACGUCCGCAUCCGCCUCCAAACCCAACCCCACGGCGCCGCAAGACUCUACUCGGGACCCCUCGACUGCAUCACCAAGCUCUCCCGCUCCCCCAGCGUCGCCCGCGGCCUCUACCGCGGCACCUCCGUCACCCUCCUCCGCGAAGCCCAGGCCUACGGCUUCUGGUUCCUCACCUUCGAAUACCUCAUGAACCAAGACGCCAAGCGCAACGCCUACGCCCGGAAAGACAUCGCGACCUGGAAGAUCGCGACGUACGGCGGGCUGGCGGGCGAGAUGUUGUGGAUCUCGUCGUACCCGUUCGAUGUCAUCAAGUCGAAGAUGCAGACGGAUGGCUUCGGCGAGAAGCAGCGGUAUAAGUCGAUGCGGGAUGCUUUUGCGCAGACGUUUCGGCAGGAGGGCGCGAUGGGGUUCUGGAGGGGCAUUGGACCGACGCUUUUGAGGGCCAUGCCGGUUAGCGCGGGGACUUUUGCCACGGUCGAGUUGACGAUGAGGAUGAUUAGUUAG
Molecule: messenger RNA, 939 nt
Organism: Zasmidium cellare ATCC 36951
Lineage: Eukaryota; Fungi; Ascomycota; Dothideomycetes; Mycosphaerellales; Mycosphaerellaceae
Exons: 3
Coding region: 1-939 (312 amino acids)
Biological process (GO): mitochondrial L-ornithine transmembrane transport
Molecular function (GO): L-ornithine transmembrane transporter activity
Source: RefSeq, a predicted model, not a curated record